GUGAAAACUGAAAUUCUUCUGGUACUUUCUGGUGCUGAAAUUGAAGAUUCUAUUCUUGCUUUGCAAGAUUUAGCAAAUUUUGAAAAAGAUAAAAAUGAUGAAUUGAUUGUUAACCUAACAACAAGAUUAUCAGACCUGACAAUUGAGCAAGAGAUAAAUAAUUUUGACAAUUUAAAUAAUUUUCAAAUACUUAUAAAGGAUGUUCUUGACGAAAUGCAAAUUGUGAAUAUUGUAUUAGAUAAACAAUGUAAAUAUAAAGAAGGUGAUGCGAGUGACACCAAUGAGAAGCCACCUGAAGUUCCUAUUAUAAAGAGAUUAAACGGUCUAAACAAAUUUGGUAGCUUCUUUGAGCAACAAAAAAGCGGUGACUUUAACGUAAAGGAUUUAAAGGAACCUUUGGAAGAAUCUUUAAAAGAACCUUUGGAAGAGGUAGAACUUUUGAAAGAGCUUUUAGGAUUUUUAUUUUUUUGGCAAUUACUUUUCAAUAUUGGUUUAGAUAUAAAGUUAGACACGUUAAAUAUAGAUUUUGGUGUAGUAGAGUUGAACAUAGAUUUAGGCGUAGAGUUAGGCGUAAAAGAGUUAGACAUGGAGUUAGGCGUAGAGUUAGACAUGGAGUUAGACAUGCUGGAAUU
This is a messenger RNA of Dentiscutata erythropus, 632 nucleotides long. The record is from the annotation of a GenBank genome assembly. NCBI's taxonomy places the organism in Eukaryota, Fungi, Glomeromycota, Glomeromycetes, Diversisporales, Gigasporaceae.